AUGGGGUCGACAGAAAAGGAUGUCGAAAAUGAAAUAGUAAGGGACUCGGUAGAUGGACAAGUGUUGGUAAAAGAGGAGCCUUUAUCUGGCAGUGGAAAUAGUAGUGGAAAGACGAGUUCUGAACGUAAAAAUGCUUUAUCGUAUGCUAACAUUCUCCGCUCGAGGAACAAAUUUGUGGAUGCCGUUGCUGUCUACGAGAGUGUGUUCGAGAGGGAUGGUGAAAACGUUGAAGCUUAUAUUGGUAAAGGGAUUUGUCUGCAGAUGCAAAACUUGGGGAGGCACGCAUAUGAGAGUUUCGCUGAAGCCGUAAGGCUGGAACCACAAAAUGCAAGUGCACUCACACAUUGUGGUAUCUUGUGUAAAGAUGAGGGUCGUCUGGUGGAGGCAGCUGAGAUGUAUCAGAAAGCUCUAAAGGCUGACCCAUCAUACAAGCUAGCAGCAGAAUGCUUGGCAAUUGUCUUAACAGAUCUUGGCACCAGCCUAAAGCUUGCUGGAAACUCCCAGGAGGGAAUUCAGAAGUACUAUGAAGCUAUUAAGAUUGAUCCACACUAUGCUCCUGCUUACUAUAACCUUGGUGUUGUGCAUUCGGAAAUGAUGCAAUAUGACACGGCCCUUAAUUUUUAUGAAAGAGCUGCUGUAGAGAGACCCAUGUAUGCCGAAGCCUAUUGCAACAUGGGUGUUAUCUAUAAAAAUCGUGAGGAUUUGGAGUCAGCAGUAGCCUGUUAUGAUAGGUGUUUAGCUGUUUCCCCAAACUUCGAGAUUGCAAAAAAUAACAUGGCCAUUGCCUUAACAGAUUUAGGCACAAAGGUUAAAUUGGAGGGUGACAUCAACCAGGGUGUUGCAUAUUAUAAAAAGCUCUUUGCUAUAAUUGGCACUAUGCUGAUGCCAUGGGUGCUAUACAAGGACCGUGAAAACCUCGAUAAAGCAGUAGAGUGUUACAAGAUAGCUUUAUCUAUAAAACCUAACUUUACACAGUCACUGAACAAUCUUGGAGUUGUAUACACUGUCCAGGGUAAAAUGGAUGCUGCAGCAAGCAUGAUUGAGAAAGCUAUUGUUGCAAAUCCGACAUAUGCAGAGGCAUAUAAUAAUUUGGGGGUAACAUAUCUUUAG
Molecule: messenger RNA, 1110 nt
Organism: Striga hermonthica
Lineage: Eukaryota; Viridiplantae; Streptophyta; Magnoliopsida; Lamiales; Orobanchaceae
Source: the annotation of a GenBank genome assembly